Messenger RNA from Leishmania braziliensis MHOM/BR/75/M2904, 471 nucleotides. RefSeq lists its product as hypothetical. Gene Ontology annotation, biological process: SRP-dependent cotranslational protein targeting to membrane, signal sequence recognition; SRP-dependent cotranslational protein targeting to membrane. Gene Ontology annotation, cellular component: signal recognition particle, endoplasmic reticulum targeting. Gene Ontology annotation, molecular function: 7S RNA binding. The transcript has a single exon. Lineage: Eukaryota; Euglenozoa; Kinetoplastea; Trypanosomatida; Trypanosomatidae. The coding region runs from base 1 to 471 and encodes 156 amino acids. The record is from RefSeq and is a predicted model, not a curated record.
AUGCCGCCGCGCUCCUACGACAAGAAGGCGUACCAGACCAUCUACCCGCAGUACCUCGACUCCAACCUGACACCCAGCGAAGGUCGGCGACUGACUAAGUCGCAGGGAGUCGAGCACCCGACGAUCGACGAGAUCCUUCAUGCACUUAGGGUCUUGGGCUACAAGGAUGUCAUUGUAGACCCGGCCCGCUCGUACCCGCGGAGUCAGAGCACCGCGAAGUUUCCAGUGGUACCGCGCGGGUGCAUUAGGGUCUCCAUCAAGACACCGGUGGACGAGCACUACAUCAAGAAGAGCGACUUUGACACGCAGCAGCGCAGCGCUGUGAUGGACAGCAUCGACACUAAACAAGAGCUCCUCCGACGUGUAGCCACACUAAUCAAGGAAAGGGCACCGAAGCGGCCACAUCUCUCCACCGUGGAGGAAAUUAUCGCUGCAUAUAAUCCCGUCCCCCAGCCAAAAAGCAAGAAAUAG